UGCAUACUGUAUUCAUUCUACUUCCAAAUCGCAUCUCCGGCCCCAGACGGAAGCCCUCGCGGAGACAACGGUAGCUUGUUGCGCGGUGUGCAGGCGUUGUGGCCGCGGACAGCUCGCAGCGCGAGCAUAUCACCGUAUUUCAAGGAACACUCUCACCUGACUGACUCGGCUACCCCUGAGGCAUGUUGUGUUGAAGAAACACCUAUGCAGGUGGAUCCUACACUAAUGAAUGUAGGGGAUGGAGGCACUGUGAGCAGAGAGAUCAGUGCUCCAAAUAAAGCGUCUGCUAGUAUGGUGGGAAAUCCCCCCCAGACGCUACCCCCUGAGUUCAGAGGGGAUGUUACCCUCAGUCAGCAAAACAAGACCACACCAUCAACAGACUGUAAGGCAGCAAAAGCCUGCCUGGACACUAGCAAUUACAACCACAGCCCUGAGCUGUCCCCACCUCAACAGCUCAACAAUGCACCGACGGCCGGCUCAGAGAAGAGAGCAGACAAAAGGGCAGAGGCCCCUAAACUCAAGGCGGAUGGUGCCGGGGUCUGCCCCGCUUCCCAGUGGUCCGGCGGCGUUAAAGUCGGCCGGGACGGCUCACUCAGCCCCUGUCACAGCAAUGUGACGUCCGGUAAGAAUAAGAAAUCGCACCCGCAACCACAAUCCGUGCAAAGUGUGCCGCCUGCGUUUCAGUGCUCCGCCAAGUUUAAACCAGCCCAGCCUGUCACCUUCCUCCCUUCCACUAAUUUCCCCUCUCCACUUUGUAAAAUCACUCUUCCACCAGCAUUGGGUCAGAUUGCAGCAUUGAGAGAAGCCACAGCCAGCCAGUUUCAGAAAGAAAUUCAGCCUCAGAGCUCCGGCGUCGGGGGGGCCCCCCUCAUGAGGACCUACCCCUAUCCGUUCUCGGUGGGCAGGACUCCAGCCGCAGAGAAGAAAGCCGGCACGUCGUCGGCGAAACUUAAAUCUAACCAUUCAUCUAUUAAGAAUUCCAAAUCUACGGGGGAGCAGAUAUCGUUAGCCUCAGUGGUGGCUUCAGCAGCUCUCGCCCUACCAUUGCAGCACCCUUCAUUAACUCCUGCAGCACCCACCCGCUACACGCUGUCUCCCACUGCUGCCAUUUGCUGUGGCUCUGCACUGGCCAGCAUCACCUCCCAGAGCAGACUGCUGAACCACGUGGAGAAAAGCAACAGCAUAGACAAGCCAACCAUGGGCUCUCUUAAAACGACGCCCCCCUCUGCUUCAGAGGACCAUACAGCGUGUUCCGCUGAACCGAGAGAUAUACCACUUGAUUUAUCUGCAAGAUCGAAACGUCCAAAAUGCAUAAAUGACCCUCCAGUUCCGACGAGCGAGUCUCACAAUAAUGAGUCAAAUCAGAGAGAUUUCCUUAACUCACAGAGGGCUCAUUCUGCGGCGUUUAGCUCAGCUGUGCAAUACCCUAUCUUACCAAACACCCACAGAAAUGGAUCCCAUCAAAAGCAAUUAAAUAGGCCUCAGAAUCACCAGGUCCAGGAGUCCAAACCAACCUGGGGUAAGGGAUCUUCACAAGACUCCAUAAAAAACAUCCCUGGAACAUAUGUUGGUGUGGCCAGCCCGAUACUGGCUUCUACUCUACGGGGCAAAGACGGAAAAGGGACUUUUGCCGAUGAAUUUCAGAGUUUUGCAAAGCAGGAGUUUAUAUCUAUAAUUGACCAAGGAGAGCAUCUGGCAUCAGGAGGAAAGAAGCCAUCCUGUCUGAUGAAGGGCACCCAACAUGCUCACAGUGGCAAGCAUGUUAAAAACACCAGCAUAGCCAUAACCAAGAGCUGUCCCUCUAAAGGCGCCCUAACUACCGCCCUGUCGAGCUCUGCCAAUGCUCACACUCCUCAGAAAUCUGGAGCUGGCAAGGCAGCGGUGCCACACUCCGCCAGUGUUGUCAGUCCGGCGUGGCAGCAGCCCCCUGAUACGCCGCACCAAGCCGCGCCUGUUAAGAGGAAAAUCCCACGAGGAUCUCCAAAGACGAAGGGCACCGCAGCGUCCGAGGGAUCUACGGCUCAGAGCGCCUACCGCAGCCCGACCAACCCGGAGGAUGAUAAGUGGGAGAGGAUGAAGUCUCCUCUGUCUAACCUCGCGUCCAUCGUCAAGCAGCAAGCUCUCGACACAACGGCGCCGGCAGUCGAGGGAAAUACUGAAGCUUCCCCUGUUGCAUCGAGAAGAGCGGAUGUUCUGAAUCCGCUCUCCGGGGGCCAAGACACCCAACCCAAACAAGCGUCUGCUUUUGAAUACCCAGCGUACUGGUCUCUGGAAAAAUGGGCUGGUUCGCCGUCUCGAGGGGAUUCGACUCCAGCUAAGAAGAAGCCUGAGAAGGCAAACGCCACGGAGCCUUCGGAGAAUAACACCGAGUUGAACACCGGCCAGGGAGAACACGUGGGACUACCGGCGAAGCAAGGCUUCUCCAAGCCCGCCGGCCAUCUCUUUGGCAUCGCAUCGACAAACGGGAACAGGCUGGAGAGCAAACUGGCCCAGGUGUUAGAGGGGGAGAUGCUGAAGAAAGACAUUUCAGACGCUCCUCCCAGUAAAAAGUUGGACGGGAUGGUUGCGUCGAUUCUCACGGGCCAGUGUGCGACGGGAGGCGACAAGUUUGAGAAGAAAACGAACGGAACCAAAGAGGAGUUGCCCCCCAAAGCAAAAGCUGCCGCCGUCAAACAAAAGAAAACGAGUCCUAAGAAGCCGGCGAAGGAGAAGUCGCCACCGGACUCCUCGAAGAAGGCUGCAGGAAAGAAGAAGCGAGAUGUAGAAGACCUUCUGACCAAAGUAUCUUGUCAAAAGAAGCAGAAGAAACAAUGUGCACCUGUGCAGGAGCGGAGUCCAUCGGCGGGGAAAGUUUCUCCACCGAGUAAAGCGCCGACUCCGAGGGACAAAAUCAGUCCCAACAAGGUUGAGCAAUCAGCCCGCAGCACAUCUGACAGCAGCAGCAGUGCUCUGGAGCCUCCUGAGCCUCUCGGCCGCUCUGCUACGUCCAGUAAGGAGACCGACGCCACAGGGAGCCGCAUCCCGAGACUGAGGAGAGGACGGCGGCGAGCCGAUGAGGCUCGACUCGACCUCUGGGGCUUCGCAACGCCUUCCCCGCCACCCCCGCAAAUACCUCCUCCCCCAGUUUCCCCGUCACCCCCCAUGAUUUCCACCCAACCGACCCGCCGGCCGAGAGGCAGACCCCGCUCAACCCCCCUGCCGGAACGGGCGACUCAGGGAAAGGGCCAGGCAGCCGGCGCAGAGGGGGAAACGCCUGCUCCGAAGAAACGGCGGCGGUGUCGGAGCAAAAAGUAUCAGACCGGGGACUACAUCACGGAGAAGGACAAGCUGGAAGAUGGAGAGCACCUCGAAGAAGCUGGUUCCCUGAGACGGGACAGCGGAGUCCCAGCGGAUCCACAGGCGGAUGAGUGUUCAAGUCCCACCUCCUGCAGUCCGGGGCCUCCUCCCAAGAGACCCUCGUUCACUCGCUCCGGGUCGGUCCGCUACCAGGAGAGCGAUGUAUCUCCGGAGUGCAAUGACAAGCCUUCAGGGAAGAGGAAGUUCAAAAGCAAGCACCUCAGUGACAACGAUGAGCCGAAGAUUAAGACCAAACGCAGCGGCUCGGGGAAGCGUGCUGCCCCCGUUGCCCUGGAAAAUGAUUGUGCUGAUGUAAAAAAAACAGAAAGCCUCCCAUCCGCUCCAAAAAGUUUGCCAUCAACUCCACCCAAUAAGAAAGGCUCAUCGGGGAAAAUCAGCAGCUCAGAGUCUCCGCCCAAAAGGCCGGUUCCUCCGGAGGUCCGGCGGCUGAUUGUCAAUAAAAAUGCCGGGGAGACUUUACUGCAGCGCGCUGCCCGCUUGGGCUAUCAGGAUGUGGUCCAGUACUGUCUCGAAAAGGACAUCAGCGAGGUCAAUCGCCGCGAUAACGCCGGGUACACGGCGCUCCACGAAGCGUCCUCUCGAGGCUGGACUCAGAUUGUCCAGAUGCUGCUGAGGCACGGCGCUGACGUCAACUGCAGCGCCCAGGAUGGGACGCGGCCUCUUCACGAUGCCGUGGCCAGUGAUAACCUGCCCAUAGUCUGGCUGCUUCUGAACCACGGGGCGGACCCGACGCUGGCCACCUACUCCGGACACACUCCGGUCAAACUGGCACACAGCCCGGGCAUGAAGACCUUCCUCACAGAAUACUUCACAGACCUGGAAGGACGUAAAGAGCAGGAUCUCGGCUCGCCCUGGGAUUUCUACAGCAGCUCCCUGUUUGAGACCGACCAGGAGCCGUGCUGGGACUUCCUGCUGUCUGAGCAGGACCGGGAGCUGGAGGAGGAUGCAACAGGAAAGACGGAGACGGACUCGGGCAAAGAUUGCCUUCUGUUUGAGUUCUCCUCCGAGCCUCUCUUACCCUGCUAUCAUGUCCAGGUGUCAUUAACCCAGGGCUUCUGCAACUGGUUGCUCCUGACCGACGUCGUCAAGCGCCUGAAGAUGUCGCCGAGGAUCUUCCGGGCGCGUUACCCGCACUUGGAGGUGGUGAGUCUGCCGCGGGCUGAGCUCCUGAAGCAGGUGUCGAUCAGCCAGGUGAGCGCCACUUUGGCCUCACCUCACAAAGGCAAGAACAACAACGAGGAGGAGGAGGAGGAAGAGAAGGAAGAAGGAGAGGCGGGACUUGUGGAUCUGGUGCGAUGUACACCAGAGCUCCAGAGACUACUGGGAUCCUCCAUUGACAUCCUGCAGGAGGAGGAGGAGGAGGACGAGGACGAGGAAGAGACACUGAGAAACACGGGGAAGCCUCGCAGUCGAUAGCCUCUCUUUCGCCGUGCAGACCGUCGUCAACCCAAGUCCUUCCCUGCAAGCAGCAGCUCAAAGGAAACCUCUCCGUCCAAUGGACCGAGGGUCGUGGGUUUGAACUCCAGCGACAGUAAUGACACUCCACCUAUAACCUUUGACCUCAGACCGAAGGUGAUGAAGUCAUCACAAGGACCUGCACACGGGAGUGGUCGGUGCUGUAAAGCAGCUUUCAGGUUUCUAUCUAUAGGUAUAUUUGAAUACAUGAGAACUAUUGAGCAAACCUUUUGUAUUGGUUAUGUGUGUACAUGGUAGUGUGUAUAUGUGUUAUCUUGCCAUCAGGGUUCAAACAUUUGGUUCUAUAAAUGUAUUCUUGUGGCAAAAGGACAAAUUAUGUUUAGGGCUUUUUGUUUGAGUUUGUACCCGAGGGAAAGCGGUAUUUUUUUCGUCGGGAGCUCAAGACUUUUAUCUUGGUGGACUGUUUGCGUGAAGCUAAGACGCUUAAGUCAGGGAGGCCUCUGGCCCGGAUGGUUCUGGUUCUGUCAACCUGGGAGACCUGGAGACCUGCAGAGAAGAGACCACGGCACAUCAUAUUCCAAUGUAAUCGGAGCUUAGUUUCUAUUCUUCUCCUCUUGUUUUGUUGUUUUAACUUCAUCAUCCUCGGUACUGGACACACCUGGUAGUUUACGACGUUUAUUUCCCCUCCACAUUUCCCAAAGUGAGCGUGGGCCGCACCGAGCUGCUCCCAACAUCAAAUCACGUCUUUUUGGACCUUGGGAUGGAGAGUUUGUUUCCAGAGCUGGACAGAUAGUAGUGUUCUCCACUCCCCAGGUUGCAGUCCUCCUGAACUGACACAGAAUCAUGUGGAACUCUCUCAGAGGAAAAGUCGUCCCAUCUCUGGAGUCCCGAGGCUGCUCCUGUGUCCGAGAGGCGAGACGCCCUCUGAACUGCAGCCACGUCCCAAUAUGAGAUCCCAGAGUGCUUUGUGUUGCAGUGUUUUAUUUACACUGUUUGUUGUGCUUAAUUUAAUAGUCAUUAAUAUAUUUGACCUCUUGUGUAUCUGACAAGCCUAUCUAUGAAAAAAAAAUUGCUUUGUACGGUUGGUGCUUAAUUUUGAAAUGUACUUCUUAGGAUCCCUUUAUUCUGACUAUUUUCUCCCUCAUUCAAGAACAGUAUUUAAAAAAAAAAAAAAAAAAAAAGCUAAAGUACAGUUUUAUUGUACUGGUGCUAAAACUGAUUUUGUGUUGACAAUCAAUGAUGUUUUGGUUUGAAGUCACAAACUAAUAAAAGAUAUUUAAGAUGAAGAGACUUGAGGUGUAAAGUAUAGUUUAGUUAAAGAAAACGGGAAACGGCACAGCUAAGCAGUGUGGGAAGAGCCUUUUAUUUGAUUCUUUUAUAAGAAAUCAACAAGAAUAAAGCAUGAUUGUGAAUCAUAGUUAUUUACUCUUUGUUUUGUCAGUUGGAUUGUUAUAAUGAUAGCUCAAUUGAAUAUUCAGGGACAAACUCCCUCAGGCGUAUUUCAAAUGAUCCGUUUUGGUAUCACAUUUUACUGGAUAAAUGUCUUCAUUUCUUUCUUUUAAUUACAGAUAAUUUGCCCCUCAGAGAAAUCUUGUAAGAAGAACCAUUAAAUAAAUCUGCUCUGUAUCUGAGGAAAACCUUUUUCACAUUCAAACCCAAAUAAGCUUUCUCUCCCAGCAGUGUUGGCAGCUGGGAUUCAGCACCAUGAGUGGGAACCAUGAGUGGGCGUCCCGGGGGGGGAAGUGGUCGAGGGUGCAUAUCCCGUUAUCGCGACGCCGCUGGUUCAAUUCUAUGGUUCCCGUUGACAUACUUAGCCCCUUUUACUCCCUCCCCAUGUUACCUGUCUGUUGUUUCCGCUGUCAAGCUUUUGAAUAAAGGUGAAAAUGGCACAAAAAUGUA
Pseudoliparis swirei is the source of this 6672-nucleotide messenger RNA. It is a transcript of the gene bcorl1, whose product is annotated as BCL6 corepressor-like 1. Gene Ontology annotation, molecular function: transcription corepressor activity; protein binding. The transcript has 12 exons. Bases 205 to 4773 code for a protein of 1522 amino acids. Gene Ontology annotation, cellular component: nucleus. The record is from RefSeq and is a predicted model, not a curated record. NCBI's taxonomy places the organism in Eukaryota, Metazoa, Chordata, Actinopteri, Perciformes, Liparidae. Gene Ontology annotation, biological process: negative regulation of transcription by RNA polymerase II.